AUGCAGCUCUCAGAGACCGAGUGGCGCAUUGCAGCAGCUAUCCGCCUAGGCCUUCCUCUCCCUCACCUUUCAUCGUCACACACUUGCACCUGCAACUCCCCGUUCACCGAUGCUUCCAUCCCUUCUCACGUCCUCCGCUGUCCUAGCAACAACGAGCCUACCAAGGUGCACGACGCAAUCAAGCGUGAAGUUCAUCGCAUUGCCUUGGAGCUGGGGUUCUCUGUGCAAAUGGAAGACCAGCAUCUCCUGCCUGGCCACCGAACAGACAUCACGUGCCGCGACGUCAGCUCUGGUACCACCUGGGCCUUGGAUGUUUCUGUUGCCGAUCCUCAAAACGGAUUUCCGCAUUCCAACGCAGCUACUGUAAUCAGAUCAGCAGCAGCCACUCGUGAAAGUGAGAAGACAACCCACUAUGCUUCAGUACCCCGGGACCCUCCAGACGUCGAACUCUUUCCCUUCGUCAUCGAAACUUUCGGUUGCUUCGGCACUUCAUUCAACGACUUCCUUCGCCAAUGCAGCCGUAAAGGGGCGUCACAACUUCGCGACCUGAGUGGUGCCACAGAUUCCCUUCCCCAGCUCUUUGAGACCAACUUCUACAAGCCAAUGUUUUUGCAUCCUCCCUUCCCUUUCCCGUCCCUCCCACCCUUCCUUUCAUCACUCACCCCCGUCCCUCCCCUCCUCGCUUCCCUGACCUAUUCCCUCUCCCUGCCUACCCUCCUCUCCCUCCCCUUCCCCACCCUCCGCUCCAUCCCCUUCCUCUCCCUCCUCUCCCUCGCCCUCUUCUCCCUCCACUCCCUCCUCACCCUCACCACCCUCCUCUCCCUCACCCUCACCACCCUCCUCUCCCUCGCCCUCCACUCCCACCUUACCCUCAUCUCCCUCUGA
Molecule: messenger RNA, 885 nt
Organism: Closterium sp. Naga37s-1
Lineage: Eukaryota; Viridiplantae; Streptophyta; Zygnematophyceae; Desmidiales; Closteriaceae
Source: the annotation of a GenBank genome assembly